Messenger RNA from Pieris rapae (cabbage white), 2377 nucleotides. RefSeq names its product MFS-type transporter SLC18B1. Gene Ontology annotation, biological process: transmembrane transport. The transcript has 10 exons. Gene Ontology annotation, molecular function: transmembrane transporter activity. NCBI's taxonomy places the organism in Eukaryota, Metazoa, Arthropoda, Insecta, Lepidoptera, Pieridae. The record is from RefSeq and is a predicted model, not a curated record. Bases 124 to 1641 code for a protein of 505 amino acids.
UACCCUCUUCGUACACUCAGUAAAUUGAUGGCCUCAAGAAAAUUGACACGCCCGGGUAUUAAUUAAAUCAUUUGUGUUAAAGUGAUAUUUUUGAGUUAUGAUAGUGAUUUUUUAAAUUUCAAAAUGCGUUUUCAAUUCACUAGAAGGCAGUGGUCCACUAUUAUUGUUAUUUCAAUUGCAGAUUUUUGUAAUGCUAUCUGUGUUGCAUUGCAGGCGCCAUUCUUCCCUCAGGAGGCAGAAAACAAAGGAUGUACAGCAACAGAAUAUGGACUUGUAUUUGGAGUGUUCGAGCUUGUGGUUUUUAUCAUCAGUCCCUUUUAUGGGGCUCAUUUGAACAGGCUUGGACCUAAAGUAGUCUUCAACGCCGGAAUACUGACUACCUCAACAUGUGCUAUACUAUUUGGGUUCCUAGACAAAAUCGAUGGUCACGUACCAUUCGUGACUCUAGCAUUUGCAAUACGUAUAGUAGAGGCUUUGGGUAAUGCGGCGUUUUUGACAGCUUCCUUUGCCAUAAUUGCCAAGGAGUUCCCUAAUAAUGUGGCUACUAUGUUUGCAUCCUUGGAAACAUUUUUCGGGCUCGGAUUAAUCGCUGGUCCAAUGAUAGGAGGGGCCCUCUACGCCGUUGGAGGUUACUCUCUGCCCUUCGCUGUGCUUGGAGCCACGCUCUUCUGCACAGCAUUGUUGUGCUACAUCACUUUACCAAAAUCCUCCGACGAUGAAGAUUAUAAGCAUUCAGGACCAUCGAUGCUUACUCUUCUCCGCGUGCCUGGAGUUCUGAUAGCGUCUUUGAGUAUAAUAUCAACCAGUAUGAGUAUUGGGUUUCUUCAAGCAACGUUAGAACCUCAUUUUCGACAAGUUCAUUUCAACUUCUCUCCAGUGAUUUUGGGUUUAAUAUUCGUGAUCAAUGGGGGUUUUUAUGCGGUAUCUGCACCAGCGUGGGGUUGGUUAUGCGACCAUCCCGCGGUUAAACCCAAAUAUAUAACCAGUAUUGGGCACAUAUUUGUGGUGGCCGCUUUCUUGUUGAUUGGUCCAGCACCGUUCUUUGAUAUGCCAACAAUACUGUGGGUGACAGUUUUGGGAUUGGUGCUCCACGGGCUUGGAAUGGGAAGUCUCCUUGUAUCGUCUUUCUCAGACGCCUUAAGUACUGCUAUUGCAAAUGGCUUCCCUAACUCAAUAGAAACAUAUGGUUUAGUUUCUGGUUUGUGGACCUCGACUUUCGCCCUUGGAGCCUUUAUUGGUCCAACUGUGUCUGGAGUACUUUUUGAUUCCAUUGGGUUCAGAAGUAGCACUGCGUUCAUUGUUAUACUACAUAUCAUUGUUUUGUUAAUGGUACUGGUAUACAUGUGGAGCUGUGACCGCUCGAAGAUGGAUCUCUCAGUGUCUGCUGGAGACCUUUUGCAAAUGGAUGGGACUCUUGACAAGGGCGUGCUUACUGGGGAGGACUUUAUACCCGCUACUAGGCCUAAAAGUCGUCGCUAUGGCAUAAGCCUGGAGCGAUCUCGGCCUCCAGCGAUGAACAGUCUUAUCGCCUGUUCGAGUUAUAAGAACCGCCGCAGCCCCUGGAGUCAGCGUACUCCACGGUACAGGCCUUCGUAUGGUAGCUUGGAUACGAGGUUCAGAGGCACUGUAUCUGUUACAUAGCGCACUUAACAACUCGGUUAUUAAAAUUAAGCCGGAAAUUUUUUUCCUAUCCAAAAAUUACUUUAAGCUUGAAGCAAUUAUUUUACUGUUAUAAAACUAAUUAUAUACUUUUAAUGAUGUUAUUCAAUGUUAGUGAAUUUAUAUCCCAUGCUCUAUGUAUGAGUUGAAUGCAUUUAAAAUUUGUUUUAAUAAACGACGUAAUAAAAAAAAUUUGAGCGUCUGAGUACAGUACACUGAAUUUCUGUUGUACGUUCCUUUAAAACUUACAAUGUACAAAAACCAUUACUAAAUGAAAAAAAUAAUAAUAAUAAUAUCGAUACAAAUAAUUUUGUAUUUUAAACAGUACAUAGUUGGUAGUUUUUAAAUAUUAUAUUUUACAAAAUUGCUCAAUAAAAUUGUCAGGCGUUUUAAUUUGUGGUUUGUAUUUUGAAAGCGUUUAUUCAAUAAGUAAACUGCAUUCGAUGUAAAAAUAAAUGAAAGAAAAUGUUGGAAAAGCCGAUGUUAUAGCAUCAAAAAUGAUAUUAUAUUUAUAUUAAUUGGAAUUAAGUUUGAGUUGAGACUCUCCUAUUAAGUUCUAUUUCUGGCGAAACAUAUUAAUUUAGAUAUUACCAGUUACCUAUAUAGAAUAAAUAUAGCUAAUGUAGAUAUCUACUCAAUUUAAUCAAACAAAGUCAUUAAUAUGAACUUCAAAAUGUUUACUCAGGAAAAUUAAUUAGAAUAACUUUUACAUGCUAUG